AUGCAGCGCUCUCUGCCUGAUCUCAAUGCACCAAAGAAACGGCGGCAACACGAGGGCCCCUUGUCGUUUUGUUAUAACACACACGAUAACAAUAACGAAGGGAUACGUCACAAGAUCGGGCGCAAAGGUAAUAAAACUGUUGGUCACGUCGGUCGCAAGGCGUUGAGUCGAAGCACUCAGCAGCUAUUUCCAAAGCCGUGGUGGCACCGCCGCCGAUCUGUACACUUCAAGCAUGCAAAAGGUACCAGUGGCACCUCAUCCUCCUGUUCAUCGGUAGGGAUCCAGCUGUUUUCAACCUUUUUCGUCACACCAAAGGAGUUGACUGCCGCACUGCGCAAGCGGGAGAGGUCCCUCGAGCGGCGGCAGCGGCAGUGUGUACAGUGCAUGGAAAAGCAUAAAGUUCGUCACGAUUCUUGCAAGGAGAAAGCAAAGACUACCGUUUGUGUCGUAUCCGGCAUAUCUGGUGGUGAUCAUAUGCCCUUGGUGGUGAGAGAGCAGGGUGUGCAGGAAGAUAAUACAGAGGAACUUUCAUCCAUGUUGACUACGGUUCGUUUAUUAUGCACGUCGGUAAAGCGAUCAGCUGCAGCGUGUGUUGAUGUCAGAGCGGGGAGUCGUGCGCUUUGUAGGCAGUGUCGUGGCCUUACCUCGUGGGUCUGUCCAAUGCUUCUUCACACCGCAUCCCGCACACGCCGUGCGUCCUGUAAUGUGUCCCUGUCGGAGUAA
Messenger RNA from Trypanosoma rangeli, 723 nucleotides. RefSeq lists its product as uncharacterized. The coding region runs from base 1 to 723 and encodes 240 amino acids. The transcript has a single exon. The record is from RefSeq and is a predicted model, not a curated record. Lineage: Eukaryota; Euglenozoa; Kinetoplastea; Trypanosomatida; Trypanosomatidae.